CAUCUCAUGCUGAUCUUUUGCACUGCAGCAGUGCCCUCAGACGACCUGCACUCUCUUUUCAACUUAAAACAACUUUUAUAUCCUUGGAAGGAUGGAGAAGAAUGGAGGAAAACCACGUCAGCAGCAUUAUGGGCUGGUUUCGUCAGCACUUUGGAAAACAAAGGAAUGAUUCGGACCAAGUUAAACCAUGUAAAUGUUCUCAGACGUGCUCCCCCGGACACUCCAACACCAGCAGCUCGGUGUGCUCCUCUUCCUCCUCCUCUUCCUCCCUGAAAUCCUCCAUAUCAGCCAAGCCAUCGGCCUCAGAUCAGCCUCUGCCCUCCGUGCUCUCCUCCCCCUUCUGCUCCUCUCUCAGAUAUGACGUUUUUGUGUGUCACAACGAUGAGGACAGUGAUCUAGCACAGAGUAUGGCCUCUUUCCUAGAAGCCCCGUCUAACGGCCUGCGCUGUUACCUGCAGGAGCGGGACUGUCCCGCAGGAGGCGCUGUGUCCACUGAGCUGCUGCAGGCCGUGCAGGACAGUCACUGCUGGCUGUUACUCGUCACUCCAAACUUUGUGAAGGAUGACUGGUGCUCGUAUCAGAUGCACCAGGUCCUGUCUGAAGGGCCCAUGUCACAGAGGAUCAUCCCGGCUGUAGUAAACAUGCCCAGAUCACAGCUCCCGCUCGAACUGCGCUUCCUUUUCACUGUGGAUCUGAACACGAACAAAGAGUUCGGAUACACUCUAGUCUACAAGACGGUGCUUCAGUAUUUGAAGGACAUGUCUGAGAAGAAAAAGCCCAGCAGUGCAUCUCAGUCUGUCGGCUGAGAACAGACUCAAACUAUCAACAUUCAUUGCAUUGACAAGAUUCUUCACUUCCAUGAAGUGACGUCCAACUGUAUCAUAACACCGUAUCUCCGUAUCUCUGUCUAAUAUCUCAGAGUUCUCAAAAUUAUAUUAAAGAUGAAUAAUGUCAAAAUUGGUUCAUUUAACCAUAAUGCCUUAUACAUGUAUAACACACACUACCGUUC
Molecule: messenger RNA, 1009 nt
Organism: Sinocyclocheilus anshuiensis
Lineage: Eukaryota; Metazoa; Chordata; Actinopteri; Cypriniformes; Cyprinidae
Gene: tirap
Product: toll-interleukin 1 receptor (TIR) domain containing adaptor protein
Exons: 4
Coding region: 102-806 (234 amino acids)
Biological process (GO): toll-like receptor 4 signaling pathway; positive regulation of canonical NF-kappaB signal transduction; positive regulation of tumor necrosis factor production
Cellular component (GO): plasma membrane; cytoplasm
Molecular function (GO): Toll-like receptor 2 binding; Toll-like receptor 4 binding
Source: RefSeq, a predicted model, not a curated record